Hyposmocoma kahamanoa is the source of this 2013-nucleotide messenger RNA. RefSeq lists its product as uncharacterized. Bases 6 to 776 code for a protein of 256 amino acids. Gene Ontology annotation, biological process: centrosome separation; mitotic cytokinetic process; centriole replication. The transcript has 5 exons. Gene Ontology annotation, cellular component: centrosome; centriole. The record is from RefSeq and is a predicted model, not a curated record. Lineage: Eukaryota; Metazoa; Arthropoda; Insecta; Lepidoptera; Cosmopterigidae.
GCGACAUGAAGUCCCUUCGCAAACUUCUUGAAGUCCAAAAGAACGACCUCAAAACGCACUAUCAGAAACAGCUGGAAGAUGCCGUUCUCGCCAAGUUGCAGGAGUUCCAGCAGCAGUUGGAUAUCGCCGAAAGAGAAAUGGAGAACGACGCAAGAGCGAAAGAAGCGGCGAUAGUCGAUAGCUACACUAAACAAAUUGCCAGGAUUGAAGAACAGCACAAGCUAGAGAUCAACGUUCUAGAAGAGAAACAGAGGGAAGAAAUAAAAUUGUAUCGGCUUCAGCUAGCUCAGUCUAGUGAGAAAAUUGGACUACUUGAGAACAAACUAGAGUCUUUCCGACGUCGUCGCGGUCAGAUCGCGACGCAACUCCAUAGCGUGAUGGAGUCGCAGUGGCGGCAGGCGCUGCACAUUCUCACCAACGGCAACUCGGCUUCUUCGCUGGACCACACCAGGGCUGACAGCACCGCGUCGACGCCCGUGGCGCAGGACUACGGGCCGCCCAAGAUCCCGCCGCUGACGAUGCCGCCGUUCCUGGCCAAGGGGCUGCAGCGCGCCGACGCGCCGGGCGGCGAACGCGCGCUGCCCUUCGAGGCGCUUAGCGACCACGAGCUGCAGCAGUACGUCAAGCUGCUACUGACGAAACCGCCGAACCUGGACGGCAGCGGGGACAGCGCCGCCCCGCGUGACAUCACGGAAGAGCCCACCAGCGACCGGCCACUCGACAAAACCAAACCCAAAAGGAGCUUCUCCAGUAAUAAACCGCCUUGGAAGGCAUAGCACAGGGUACUUCGUACACGUAACAAAAAACAGGGCAACACCAAGAGAAAACAUCUAUACAUUUGAUUAUGAUGAGUUACAACUUCCUAACCACGGUAUGACUUUGGCUUCUUUCUUACCACGAUACGACUUUUAGUUUCUGACGACGGUAUGAGUAUUAGUUUCUUUCUAACCACGGAAUGACUUUAGCUUCUUUCUUACCACGAUAUGACUUUUAGUUUCUAACCACGGUAUGACUUUAGUUUCUUUCUAACCACGGAAUAACUUUACUUUCUUUCUUACUACGAUAUGACUUAGUUGCUUACUUAACACGAUGUGACUUUUGAUUCUUUCUUACCAUGGUGUGAUUUUUGUGUCAAGCUCACGGGUUAACAGGUUUAAGCGCCAUUCAUUAGCUUACUUGCUGACUGUGUGAUUUUUAAUCGUUUGUUAACUUUGAAUAUUAAACUCAGAUAUUACAAAUUGAUUUAAACUCUCGUGUAACAAAAUGUGAAAAAUUAUGUUCUGGUUAAGUGUUUCGCACAAAGUUAGUUAGUGUUCAAACGUAGUGCUUUUUAACCUAAGUUUUAUAACAAUUUAAUUUUUGUUCAAUAGCUUUUUCUAAACAAUAAUAAAGGAUCCCUCCCUAGAACAAAAGAGACGGCUCAAAUUAGAUAAUACAAAUUGUUAGUAACUACGUAGUGGUAUUAUUAUCAAAAUCUCGCCAAUUGACAUACGUCAACCCAGAGUUUAGAAAUCGGAAUAUUUUAAAUAAACCAGUUUGUGAAUUGCAUUCCCGUUGGAUAUAGUAUAAUGUUGACCGUUAACCUUUGUUCGUUCAGUCACUUGAUAUUAUAAGAAAAAGAAAGACAAGACCAGCAGAGAACGGUGGUGGUAUGCACUUUUAUUUCUAAGUAAAAAUCCAUGAAAUAAUUACAGCACAAACACAGUACACACAAUAUUUAAUAUAGUUUUAUGAUUUAAUACAUAUUACAAUACAAUUAGACACAAGGCUUAUUAAUAAAUAACUCUACUUAGUAACUAAAGUCUAGUAGUAAAACUAAGUCGACUGUAAUGUCCUAAAUUAUGCCCACGGGCUUUUUCAUUACAUUACCGUCCUAGUUUUAUGCUCAUAAAUCUGAAUUUAUUUCGCAAAAGCUGCAAGUACAGAAAAAAACUAAACAUUUGCAAUUUAACUAAAUUUAUUAUGUGAAUUCAAAUUCUGCAGAAUUUUUAGAAUUUCGAAAUUAUUUAUUUU